Messenger RNA from Pyrus x bretschneideri (Chinese white pear), 2706 nucleotides. RefSeq names its product L-type lectin-domain containing receptor kinase IX.1-like. Gene Ontology annotation, cellular component: plasma membrane. Gene Ontology annotation, molecular function: ATP binding; carbohydrate binding; protein kinase activity. Bases 216 to 2501 code for a protein of 761 amino acids. Gene Ontology annotation, biological process: protein phosphorylation. The transcript is spliced from 2 exons. Lineage: Eukaryota; Viridiplantae; Streptophyta; Magnoliopsida; Rosales; Rosaceae. The record is from RefSeq and is a predicted model, not a curated record.
ACAGAAGAAAAAUUGCCAACCCUCCCUUUUUUAAUACAACUUGUUUGUAAUCAUGGUACGUCUUCAGAGGCUCAUUAGUGUUUUUUUCACGGCAGAAGUUUUCUCAAGUCUUUGAACAGUUGUCCAUAUUGACUCUGAGUCAACGAACUUUUGUCAAGUCUUUCUCCAAAAUUAUUGGUUGCCCAAUAAUUCCACGGCCACUGUAUCUAUUUCAGAUGACAAACAUUUGUUCAAGCUUAUUACAAAUCCUGAGUCUCCAUCUCUCUCCCAAAAUGCUUGCCACCAUGAUCAGUGCAUCAACACUCCGAUCGCAAAAGCUUCACUUCCUACUUGUUUUCUUCUUUCUCUUAACCCCUUCUGUAACUCCAUUAAACUUCAACUUCCCCAGCUUCAGUAACGAUGACUCCGCUAAUAUAUCUAUAGAGGGCGAUGCUUAUUUGGGACGCCCCUUCCUCCGCCUCACACGAGACGCCACAGACGUGGCAAAGAGCAACAGCGUGGGCAGAGCCACCUACCGCCAACCCUUCCUCCUUCAGGAAACCGCCACCGGCAAGCUCGCCGAUUUCACCACGAGUUUCGACUUCGCCAUUGACUCCAACAACGAUUCCAACCGCGGUGACGGUCUCGCCUUCUUCAUAGCUCCAAAUGGCUCCGUCCUCAACGACACACUAGGCCAAGGUAGCAGUCUCGGCCUGCCCUUCAACUCCACACCUUCAAAUGACUCCGUCCGGAGGAAUCAGUACGCUUUUGUGGCUGUGGAGUUUGACAUCUACCCGAAUUAUAAGCUGACAACCAUCGACGACCCCCAGUACGAACACGUGGGAAUUGAUGUCAACUCUCUCAAAUCUUCCAUUUGUUACUAUUGGGAUGGAGGUAUUAAGAGAGGACUUCCAAAUAGUGCUACCAUUACUUAUAAUUCCUCCUCGAAAAAUCUUAGUGUUGCCUACACUACUUUAGUAAGCAGUGAUCGCAACUAUUCCCAAUUAGUCAAAGAGAUGAGAUAUUUUAAUUACAUUGUUGAUCUGAAGCAGUACUUGCCCGAUUGGGUCGUUGUUGGGUUUUCCGCUUCAACCGGUGCAUCUAUUGCCAUACAUAAGAUCAUCUCGUGGAAUUUCACUUCCACUUCACUUGAUGAUCACGACGAGCCCGGUACUGCACCACCACCGCUGCAGGUUGCAGUUCCUGUAUCAAGCCCCAUGGCUAGUCCUACCUAUCCUUCCAAGACAGUAAAUAAGCGCAUUGGACUAGUAAUUGGGUUGGGAAUUGGAGGAUGUGCUGUCGUCGUUACUGGGUUGGGUUUGGUUUGGUUCUUUUUGUGGAAGAGGAGGGAAACAGGAGAAAGUAGUGAUGAAGAUACCAUGGUUCAUGAAUUGGUUGACGAAGAAUUUGAAAAAGGGGCUUGUCCCAGGAAGUUUUCAUAUAGGGAAUUGGCUCGGGUGACAAAUAAUUUUGGGCAGGAAGAAAAGCUUGGAGAGGGAGGAUUUGGUGGGGUUUAUAAAGGCAUAAUACCAGACUUGAAGUCACCUGUUGCUGUUAAGAGGAUAUCGAAGGGUUCUAAACAAGGACCGAAGGAGUAUGCCUCGGAAGUGAAGACAAUUAGUCGACUUAGGCAUCGCAAUCUUGUUCAACUGAUUGGAUGGUGCCACGAAAAAAAAUUUCUACUUGUGUACGAGUUCAUGCCCAAGGGCAGCUUAGACUCUCAUUUGUUCAAAGAACAAAGCUUGUUAACUUGGGAGGCAAGAUACAAAAUUGCUCAAGGCUUGGCCUCUGGGUUGUUGUACCUACACCAAGAAUGGGAGCAAUGUGUGCUGCAUAGGGAUAUCAAGUCCAGCAAUGUUAUGUUGGAUGCGAAUUUCAACGCAAAACUUGGGGAUUUUGGGUUAGCAAGGCUUGUGGACCACGGACAAGAGCCACAAACGACAGGAUUGGCUGGAACCAUGGGUUACAUGGCUCCCGAAUAUGUUAUCACGGGAAAGGCUAGCAAGGAAUCUGAUGUCUACAGCUUUGGAAUUGUUGCUUUGGAGAUUUGUUGCGGAAGAAAACCUAUCGACCCAAAGUGUGGAAGUAGUAAAGUCAAUAUGGUAGAGUGGGUUUGGGAGCUUUAUGGAGAAGACAAAGUCAUUGAAGCAGCUGACCCGAAAUUGUGUGGAGAUUUUGAUGAGAAACAAAUGGAGUGCCUGAUGAUUGUUGGCUUGUGGUGUGCUCAUCCGGACAACAAUAUGAGGCCUUCAAUACAACAAGCCAUUCAAGUGCUCAACUUUGAGGUUCCAUUGCCGAAUCUCCCAUCAAAUAUGCCAGUGGCCACGUACUUUGCUCCUUCGAGAUCGCUCUCAAAGUUGUCUGGUGGUGCUUCUAGUUCUCAAGGAGGACAAACUGAAUGUUCGGGCUAUGCCUACAACACCAAUGCCUCGGAGUUCACAGGAUCUUCUUCUGCAAUAAAUUCUCAUCCAUCAGUCUCACUUGGGUCUAAAUGUGAUAAUUCGAUGAGAAAUUACCAUUGACAUGAUCGGAUGGAUGGCAAGGAUGAAGAUGGCGCCCUUCCCCGUCUCUGUGUUUGAGCAUUAAAACUAAACUGUUUAGUUUGGAUUUAUUUCUGUUUCGACUGAAAGACGUUGUAUUCAUUAUUGUGAUUGUAUUUGGGCUUAGGAUUAGUUUGGUAUUGUUGUCAUAUAAAAUAAAAUAAAAUAAAAUACUUCUGUUCUGUUA